Messenger RNA from Priapulus caudatus, 318 nucleotides. Its product is annotated as alanine aminotransferase 1-like. Lineage: Eukaryota; Metazoa; Priapulida; Priapulimorpha; Priapulimorphida; Priapulidae. Gene Ontology annotation, biological process: biosynthetic process. The transcript is spliced from 3 exons. Gene Ontology annotation, molecular function: pyridoxal phosphate binding; L-alanine:2-oxoglutarate transaminase activity. The record is from RefSeq and is a predicted model, not a curated record. The annotation marks the transcript as partial.
GUUGGCUAUUUCCUCGACGAGGACACAAACUGGAGCCUUGACAUUGGAGAGCUGAAACGUGCGGUAGAUGCAGCGAGGAAGGUGUGUGAGCCGCGCGCGCUGUGUGUGAUCAACCCAGGCAACCCGACAGGGCAAGUAUUGACGAGAGAGAACAUUGAGCGCACGAUCAAGUUUGCAAAGGAGGAGAAGCUGCUACUAUGUCCGAUGAGGUCUAUCAAGAUAAUAUCUAUGCACCCGAUCGGGAAUUCCAUUCAUUUAAGAAGGUCUUGACAGAGAUGGGAGAGAAUAUGCUAAUAUGGAACUAGCUUCCUUUCACUC